This is a messenger RNA of Hydra vulgaris (swiftwater hydra), 1081 nucleotides long. Its product is annotated as carbohydrate deacetylase. NCBI's taxonomy places the organism in Eukaryota, Metazoa, Cnidaria, Hydrozoa, Anthoathecata, Hydridae. Gene Ontology annotation, biological process: carbohydrate metabolic process. The record is from RefSeq and is a predicted model, not a curated record. Gene Ontology annotation, molecular function: deacetylase activity.
AAAGUUAUUCAAAAUAUUUUAGAUGGAAGUGAGACUAAAAUGAUUAAAAUAAGAAUUACAGCAGAUGACUUUGGCUAUUGCAAACAACGUAAUUUAGGUAUACUGGAAACUAUAGAUAAUGGUUCAGUAAAUAGUGUUUCUAUUCUUAUGAAUGGGAGUGAUGUGAUUAAAUUAAAUAAAGAUGUCCAAAAAGGGUUGCAUGUUAAUCUUACUGAAGGUACUUCGACAUCUGAAAAAUCAACUGUUUCAACAUUAUUGGGACCAGACCAGUUAUUUUUAGGAAAGUUUGGAUUUAGAGAAAAGCUCUGUAAUGGGGAAAUAUCAAAGAAUGAAUUAAGGAUUGAAAUUGAGUCACAAAUUAAAGCUUUCAUAAACAAAUAUUUGCAUAUACCUACCCAUGUAGAUGGCCAUCAGCAUGUUCAUGUCCUGCCUUUAGUUCGUGAUUUAUUUGCUGAACUUCUUCAAAAAUAUUCAAUUAAAGAAACACGAAUUCCAUAUGAAAUAGGUAUAAUUGAUUGUGAAUGGAUUGAAGAACCUCGACUACAGUUUUAUAAAAAAGUUUGUGAAGAUGCCCUGUUGGCAAAAAAAGUUUUUAAUGACUAUGGUAUAAGCUUUUCAGAUUAUUUCAUUGGUUUAACAACUAUGUCACAUGAUUUUACAGAAGUCCAUUUUAUGAUCGCUAUCAAAAAAAUUAAGGAAGACCUUAUAAAAAAUAAAAAGAUACGUGAUAAUAUAUCCAUAGAGGUUAUGGUACAUCCUGGUUAUGCAAGUGAAAACAAUGAUGGCGGAUGUGGUGGAGGUCCUGACUCCUUUUCUUUAUCUAAUGACAGAGAGUUUGAAGUAAAUGCUCUAACUUCAAAAUGGUUUAAAAAUUUUUUAAGCUCAGAACACAUGAAUUUGUUAUAAUUUUUAUAAUUAAUUCAUUAUAAUAUUAAAAAUAAAUUUUUAUUAUAUUAUUUAGUUUUAAAUGAUUUUUUAUAACAAUACUUUAUAUAUUUCAGGUUAUUAUAUUGUAUAAGUUUAUUGUCACUGAUAAUACUUAUGAUUUUUUAAGUAUAUAUCUUUAGUUUCAUUGUGAUAA